CUGGAGCAUCAGCAAUGGCAACUCUUGCGGCAGAUCUAGGUCUUGAAGUGAACAAGGAGAUCAAGACGUUCUUGGCAGCCUAUCCAAGCUGUGCACAGGUUGUCGAAGGCUGUGAGGAUUCCUUGCAUGAGGUUUGCGAGAAGCGUGGCAUUUUAGGCUUGAGGGAAGCCAUGCAGACGAUCAUUGGGAAGGCAGACCUCACAGGAACUGAUCCGAAAGCGUUCUUGGUCGGAUCUUUGAAAGAGUUUGCAAACUCCGCGCAACGGAUUCAUAAGACUGACGAGGUGAUAAAGGGCGACCGUCAUCUCGACGACACGGGCGACCUUGGUGAGUCCGUCACCAGUACUGCGUCUCCAGCCUGUAGUGAAGCAGGAGAAUUGGUGGAGUCAUCCACUGCGAGCGUGGCCAGCUCCGUGCGCGUGCCGCACGCAGCCUUUCAGUGUGCGGAGGUUCCACAGGUGGUACCAUCAUGGGUGGCGUGGCCUGAGACUGGAACCGCAUGGAGCAGCUGUGCCUGUGGCAACUACCUGCAGGAGAUGCUGACCUACAUGGACUCCUACUGUCAAGGUAUGCGUGCGUGGCAGCAGCAAUGGGUGAGCCUAGUGGAGACGGCCUGCAGGAGUGUGCUGGAGGCCGACUUUAAGGAGAUGGUGUUGGUGGGAAGCUUGGCAUUGUCGCUGGAAACACCAGGGAGUGAUGUGGAUAUCGUGUGCAUGACGCAUUCGCAGCAAGUGGAUGCUGUGACGGUGCUUCGAAAGGUGAGGGACAUUUUGACAUCAGACAGUCAUGCCAGCGGCUUUCCCGAGAACUUCGGUGCUGUGGUCAUUGAUGAGGCGCGCAUACCCAUCUUAUCCAUCACCUCUGAGAACCAGGUCUUGGUGGACUUGGCAAUCAAUUCUCAUCAUUCCAUCGAACAUGUCCGAUGGUUCCACAAUAUUGGGGCCGUGCCACCGAACCCACCCACUGUGGCACAAGUGCCGGUGUUGACAGUGACAUUGCGCUGCCUCAAGUGGUGGCUCAGGAUGCGACGGAUCCCGCGGAUGAAAGAUGGUGCACUGCCCACGGUGGUCUGGAUGUUACUGGCUAUGCAUUCCUGCGCCGAACAGAGCGGUAGCUUUUCGCCCGAAGUCCUUGCGGAGAACCCCCUGUCAGUGGUUCUCGCACUGCUUAGUGCUUUCUUCCAAAGAUACACCACGGUCAGCGGACUCGAUGGCAAACUGAAGUAUGAGAAGGGAAGCGCCGUCUCAGACUUCCAACAACAUUCCCGCCAGAAGCGACCCUGCCAUGCUGACCUUAUUGUGCUGGAUCCAGAAUCAGGUGUGAACCUGGCACCGCCCAUGUCGCCAGCCACCCACAUCCUCCUGGUGCACGAAAUGCUACGGGCGAGGUCACUCUUGAAGGAUGCAAUCUGCACAGGGCAUUCUCAGGCUUUAGAUGCGGCAUUCCAGCCGGUGCCCGAGUUUGAGAAUUCGUUGCCCGCCUCGACAGAAAGUUUUGACGCAUUGGUUUUUGUGAAUGGGAAUGGAGAGUGCUCGUGUACAGUGGAGCUCGCCCGCAUUCACUGCAUUCACAAGACUCCAUGGUGGCAAGCGCCAUUCCUGGCUCGCUGGGACAUGCAAAGUCGGUUGGAGGCAUACCUCUUCCGCGAGCCUCCAACCUGUGUGGGCCAAUGCCUCUUUCUUCAGACGCAGGCCAUUACCUUGGCACCCUGGAAUUUCAUCUGCCGUGUGGAAACGACCGGCGACGAACACGUUGGGCUGUCAAUGACUGAUGACGCCUUGCAUCGGAUGAGGAGCAUGCAGGCCUUGGCAUUAGAGAUGCAAAGCUGGGCAUCUGUGAAAAGCAGAUGAGGCGGCUUGGCCUCCAUGUGGAGAGCAGCGCAGCUGGGAUGGAUGUUUGAUGAUGUUUGGAUGUUUG
Messenger RNA from Cladocopium goreaui, 1917 nucleotides. Lineage: Eukaryota; Dinophyceae; Suessiales; Symbiodiniaceae. The record is from the annotation of a GenBank genome assembly.